This is a messenger RNA of Cylindrotheca closterium, 1929 nucleotides long. Lineage: Eukaryota; Bacillariophyta; Bacillariophyceae; Bacillariales; Bacillariaceae. The record is from the annotation of a GenBank genome assembly.
AUGUCAAGGAAGCCUUGGGAAAAGCAGCAUCCCAAAGGGAAGGAUGGAGUGCCCACUCGCUUGUUCACUGAUGAAAAUCCUGCCACCACAAUCAAAGGAACUGGCUUUCGAGACAAACGAAUUGCAGAGAGAACUAUCCGACUCACCUCACAACCAGGAGUACGAUACAAACAGUACUGGACCAUCAAGGCAAUGAGAGAAAGAGCAUUCUACCAUCCUCACCAAACCAAUGGAAUGCGAGAUGCUAUCCGAGUAUUUGACGACUGGUUAAAGGAAGAAGUGAACAAACCUGCGCUUUCGAAAGAAGAGAUAAACCUUCGAAGAGAUGAAUGGAAGCGCUACCAAACACUUUGUCAAUCUGCUGCAAAUGGGCAUUCUUACGGAAAUGAACCAACCCAAAGUCAGUUGCAACGAGCUAGGGAUGAUUUAAAAAAUGGUCAGGAUUGCCUAGUAAGAGGCUUGGAAUUGUCUCAGAAGUCGACUUCAAACCCGUUUCCAUUCCCAUUGCUAGCGUUCUCAGCCUUGUUUGGAGCACCAGGGGCUCAUGGCUAUGGUCGACAUACUAUUGUAGGAGACCAAUCAUUGGUUGACGUAGACGGAAAGGACGGAUUGCAAGAAUUGGUGUCCAGCAAAAGAGUUCUCUCCCGUUACGGUGACGAGCUAAAAAGGAUAUCGUUGACAUACAAUCGAGAGAACGGUACAACCGAAAUGAAACUUGAAUACGGCAAGAAAAGAAAGACUCUUUCUAGUCUCUGGAAUCGUGUGCCAAAAGGUCCACAACAGAGUCCCCCGGAUGUUUCACCGUCAAAAGACACACAUACUACUCUUAUUUCCAGUAAGCGAGCGUGGAGCUGUAGUAUCUGUACUUUUGAGCAUGUAGGCGUGGAUAAAAAACUCUAUCUUGCGUGCGAGAUGUGUGGAGCGCCUCGUCAGGAGUCGUCUUCCGCGAGGGAAGUGACACCUAACACGAAGGAGAUACCACCCAAACCCGCCCACGCUACCAAAAGUAACAAUUCUCCUCAUGCAAAAGAAACUUUGACAGAUGCACGGAAAGCCGCUUGGGGAACUCUUCGACCUCCUACUAGUCGUGAUGUUCAAGGACCUCGGAAAAGGCAAAAGGGACUGGAUACCCCGACUCCGCUCUUGGAUUACAUUGUUGUGAUGGACUUUGAGUGGACUGCUGACAACAAGUCCAAGAUGGAACCCAUCGCGGAAAUUACACAGUUCCCAGCAGUUGUCGUGAAGUUGGAAGAUCGAAAAUGGGGGUAUAGUACUGCAAAAUCAGAGUCCAUUUUACCGAAAAGUCCCAUCCCGCUUCCAGCGGACCUCUGCGUGCCUUGCUUUUCAAAUCGAGUAGUCAAUGCGGAUGCCUACGCUAUUUCUGCCUUUGAUACAUUUGUCAAGCCAACAUUGAAUCCAACUCUGACGAAGUUCUCCAUUGAGUUGACAGCGAUACAACAGCAUGAUGUGGACAGUGCUCCAUCGAUCGACACUGUGGUAAACGAAUUUGUAACAUGGCUCCAGUCACUUGGGCUUGUUGACUCUGGGGGUAAGAGAGUAGGAAACUGGUGCUUUGCCACUUGGGGAGAUGGCGAUAUCGGUGGCACGCUCCGACAAGAAUUGGAUUACAAAUCUGUCAGUUUGCCGCCAUGCUUUGAUCGGUGGAUCGACUUGAAGAAUGAUUCCAUAUUCUUGAAGCAUUACGGUCGUGAACCAAGGGGAGGGCUUCGAAAGUGCGUGGAGUCGAUAGGAGCACUAUGGAGUGGAAGAGCACACAACGGAUUGGUUGACAGCUUCAACACUGCAAAGAUUGUCCGUCACAUGGUUCAGACUGGAUUUCGAUUCACAAGGCCAACCAGAGGUUUAGAUCGAAAUGGAGUCCCCUUUGGUCAACGUAGAAAACAAAAUGAAAACCGGGAACGAUCAUAA